UUACAGUCACGUUUAUAGUCAUCGGCCGACCGUUCGUACGGACGUUAUACACGCGCGCGCGUCCUCGUUGUCGUCUUCGUCGUCGUCACAAUAAUAAUAAUAAUAAUAAUAACAGUGUAAUAUUCUCUCUCACUCGCCAGUCGAGCGUUCACGUGUAUUAUUGUCGUGUACGGAUUUUUUUUCCCGUUUCAAACCGCGCAGCGUGUGUCCGUCCGAUCGUCUCGGGCACGACGGAUCGUUCUUAUUUUUUUUCGGCCGAGUGAUACGCGCUACGUUUUGUCUCUGUUUCUCGUAACCCACAAAAAUAGUGUUUCGAUAUUACUAUAAUAUAUAAUAAUAAAUAACAGUGUACAGUGUGUCGCGAGCCGUGCGCCAAGGGUGGUUUUUUCGUCGUCCGCGGGCGCCCGCGGGUGUGUGUCGCGCGCGUGAGAUGUGUCGUCGUCAUCCGUCGUCGUCCGUCGUCGUAGUUAUUUGCACCGGUGUGACGCGAUCCGUGUGAAAUGUUGAUGAUGAUGGACUGCAGCAACAGGAAGCCGCCGGCGGACUUGUCAUCCGGCGUGGUCGUAGCGGCCGUGUCGUCACCGGAGCUGGCGGUUGCCGGCACGUGGCACCCCCACGUGUACGGAAACCCCCCCAGGACGCCCACUGCCCACAACGUGGCUGACAUACUAGGAUGGACCAAAGCCGGUACCGACGAACAGCCCCUGAACUUGUCGACGGCCAAACGGCCGAACGGCACCGUGCUGGACCUGACCAAGAUCAAACGGAAAGCGGACGUAAUACCCACGACUGCAGUGAUGUUGAAAAAUAAUAAUAACAAUAACAACAACAACAACAACGGUAUCGGUAGUCAUCUACAACAGCAACACCACAAUCAUUAUCAUCAUCAGCAGCAUCACCAGCAUCAUCACCUUCAGUCGUUGUCGUCUACCACGCAGAAUAAUAACAUGCCAGCGGUAGCAGUCGCUACGACAACAACGACUACAGCGUCCGCGGCUAUAGCCGCCACGGUCAUGGCGACUACCGCUCCACCGGCAGUACGGAAGAAGUCGCGAAAGGAUGUGCCGCCGUCGUCGUCGCCGGGUUUACUGGUGAGCUCGUCUUCCGGUUCGCCGGCCGGACAGCUAGCCGGAGAGAGUGACGGUGGACAUUCGUCCGACGGUUGUGGUGACCGGAAGCGGAAGAAGGCGCGGACCACAUUCACCGGCCGGCAGAUAUUCGAGCUGGAGAGGCAGUUCGAGCUGAAGAAGUACCUCUCGUCGUCCGAAAGAUCCGAAAUGGCGAAAAUGUUGGGCGUCACCGAGACACAGGUGAAGAUCUGGUUCCAGAACAGACGGACAAAGUGGAAGAAACACGACACCGUGACGACGACGGAAUCGUCCGACCCGGCGACGGCUGCCGCCGCUGCCGCGACAUCAGCAGGACUCGGUGGCGGAGGUGGACUGGCCAAGUGUUCGCCAAAGGCCGCAGCCGGCGCUAAGUUUCUCAGCGAGGGCGACGACCACUCGUCGCUGGAAGACUCGGAGAGCUGCUACAGCAGCGUGGACGCGGCCGAGUCCAAGGUGGUCACAGCCCGGACGCCCGAGUCACUGCCGCCCACGUCGCCGACGACGGACAACGAGACCGCGGCCACGGCCACUACGACGACCGCCAUGGCCAGGGCGCCCAGUUAGAGGGAAAACUCCAGUCGUUUUUUUCAAAAUGUUAAAAAUAACAAAAUAAAACGAUCAAAAUAAACGAACAGAUCGCUAUUGGACAUAAUAAUAUUGUGUUUGUUUUUCGUUUUUUUUUUCUAGACGCGCGACGAUGCGUGCAAUAAUAAUAAUAUUAAUUAUUAUUAUUCGUCUGUGUGUGUGAUAAAAAUUAAUAUUAAAAAGCGA
This is a messenger RNA of Rhopalosiphum maidis (corn leaf aphid), 1880 nucleotides long. Its product is annotated as homeobox protein Hmx-like. Gene Ontology annotation, cellular component: nucleus. Gene Ontology annotation, molecular function: RNA polymerase II cis-regulatory region sequence-specific DNA binding; DNA-binding transcription factor activity, RNA polymerase II-specific. Bases 501 to 1673 code for a protein of 390 amino acids. The record is from RefSeq and is a predicted model, not a curated record. Lineage: Eukaryota; Metazoa; Arthropoda; Insecta; Hemiptera; Aphididae. The transcript is spliced from 3 exons. Gene Ontology annotation, biological process: regulation of transcription by RNA polymerase II; cell differentiation.